GACAUACCUGAGUGACGUCACCCAGGUAUUCAGGCAAGAAGUUCCCGAAUGGAGCCUGUGUCUUCUUGGAGUCCGGAGACCGUGAAAUGCUAUUUAAGGGGACUAGACCCCGCAGUACAGGUUUAUCCAUUUCAAGAAUGGAAUGUGACUGGGAAGGAUCUUCUUUGCCUGUCCUCGCAACAGUUGGAUGCUUUGGGAGUGAGAUGCAUUGGUCACCAGGAGAUUAUUCUUGAGGCUGUUGAACAGCUUCGUGCCCUGCACUUUAAGCUACAUGCUGAAAAUCUACGAUCCCUAACUGAGAAGCUAUAUGGUCUCUCACAAUCAUUGUGGUCCCAUAUACUGAGGAUGAGGAAGGUGGCGUCACAUUCUCUCACUGCUGCCCCCACACCCAAGCAGCUGAUUUGCAUUAUAGACAUUGUGGCAGCUGCACGAGGGCUCUUUUCCUGUCUCAACAGGUACCUAUUUUCAAGGCUCAACGAUUACUCUUCUAGUCGGGAUGUCAUAUCGCUUUGCGUGGAGCUGGCGGAAAGUGUACACAAGGACUGGUCAGACCCUCAUGUUGAGAGCAGAAUUGUCUCAAUAUGCCAAAACAUCUGUGGGACAUGUGAGAGUAUUCUGAACUGCAGUCCAGAGGAUCUCCUGAAUCAGACUGCAACACUUGAAGCUGUACAUAUAAAGCCUGAGCUGCCCCACUAUAAUCUGGGUAUAGAAAUAAAGUCUACGUCAUUGGGGCAGCACUUUGUCUGUGGAACAACAGCAGAGGCUCCAGCUGGACAAAGUAGCAAAAUCGUCUCGGGAGAUGAGAUAAUUAAAGUGAACGAUCAGGUUGUGGUAGGUUGGACACAUAAGAACCUUGCCUACAAGCUUCAGGAGAAAACACAUUGUGUAGCACUUGUUCUCAAGAAAGUCUCCAUUCCAUCCACUUCUGUAUCUCCUACUUCUCCCACAUUCUUUAUCCAGCACUCCAGCAAAAGCGCAUUCAUUUCACAUAGUGAGUCAUCUUUACCAAAAGCUGUCAUUACAACUGUAGCAGCACCAGUUACCCCAACAAAGGACACUCCUCCAGUUUUAAACAUGAAUAGUGUAAGCACAUCACCAGUAUUAUCAGAUAUGUUCUCCUUUACUAAUAAACACAACCCUGGGAUUAAUCAAAAUCAGGGCAGCACACAUCAAAGCUCACAUACCAUCUUAUCUGUAAACUGCCCUCGGUCUCCAACAUUUUGGGAAUCUACUUCAGUCUUCCCCUUGUCACCCAUAUCUCCAGAAAACUUUGAUCACAAAGCUAUUUCCAAGGAGGCAAAGGCUUUACCCAGUACAGAGUCUGACAUCUUACAGAAUUCCCGGUACAUAUCCCGUCCAAGAAGUAGUUCUGACUCAUUCACAACGCCUACUGUUAGCCCUUUCUCUGCCAAUGUAUUUGCUGGAGCCCUACGUCCAGCACUUUCAAACAGUAACCUAAAAGCUUCUACGGGACCUUCUGUACCUGUUAAGACUGAUGUUCCUAAAGGAGUUUCUGCAAAGUGUGCAUCUGUAGUAGACGAUAACAAGGCCUCCAAAAGUCCCCAAACUGUAAAAUCACCCCAUGUUGCAGUUACCAAGAACAACAGUAAGCAGACACAGCAUGGCACAGAGAAAUCACCUGGCGGUCGUCGAAAAAAGAAAGGUGUGACAACCAAGCUAAGUCGUAGACGAGUCUCCUGUCGGGAUCUUGGGAACCCCGAUUGUGAUGGCUGGUUGACAAAGAAGAAGGAAAAUGUUAGUUUCAUGACUCAGAAAUGGAAACGUUGCUGGUGUGUUCUGAAAGGAGAUCGUCUGUACUGGUAUAAUAUGCCUCAGGAUGAAAAGGCACUUGGGUUGGUUAAUAUUUCCUCUUACAAACUGGAGAGUGCAAGGGAGCCUAAAAAGAAAUAUGAGUUCCAGCUUUGCCAUCCAACCUACAAGCCAUUUGUGUUUGCUGCAGACAACCUGUCUGAUUUGAGCAAGUGGGUGACCUAUCUUCUAGCUGCACUUAACAUGCAUAAAGCAGCACCUUCUGCUAGUCAAGCACGAGAAGAAGACUGUUACAGCGAAACUGAGGCAGAAGAGCUGGAUGAAGAUCACACAAAAACUCGAGACAUGGUAAAGACUCCACUGACACAAAGUCAGACUAAAUCAGGGGCAAGUUCACCAACUGCUAAAGAAGAGAAAGGCACUUCUGCAAGUGGGCAAAUGCUGAAAGAAAGCGAUGUUCAACCCGGAAAUGAUACUCUGGAGUCUCUGAUCUCUUGUCUGCAGCAAGGUGGAGUCUCACUUAUUGGAACAAAGACUGUGCUUACUCGGCAUGACUACCAGAAAUCAUUCUUUCGGAGAAACAAAAAUCCAGAAAUAAACCAAAAAGCACAUAACCUACGUGCUCUGCAAAGCACCUUGAAAGCAAAGCUCUUGGAACUUGAAGCUCUGGAUCAGAUCUUGGAGAACCCAAGCCUUAGUUCUGCCAUAUUUAAGAAGUGGAAAUCAGAUCAUGGGCAGUUGUAUGAGACCUUAGGUAGAAGUCCUAAGCCAAGAAGUGCAUUAGUUGAUACAUGGGUGCAUACUGAUUCAAGCGGGGAGGAAAAAGAGCAGUCUGAAGAUAUGGUGUAAAUAACUAAAAUAUUUGUUAAGUUGGUAUCUGAGCCCCCCCUCCAUGGUUUAAUAAUUUUAGUAAGCUUAUAAAUGCAUUCAGUGGGAGCACCUAUGACACUAAUAUUCUCUGUGCCUGCUGCAAACUGCUGUCAUUAUAAAUUAUCAGUAUCUCUCUGCCCAUUAUCUCCUGUUCAUAUCCUGUUCAUCUUAACAGACUUGUCCAGUCCCAAGACCUUAGGCUAGUACUACAGUGGGUAUUUGCCCCUUUGCUCGUCCGUGUCUCUGCAUGCACUGACAGGUUCUGCUUUGGUUUGGGUGCAGACAGGCUGAAUGCAUUUCAGCCAGAAACGGGAGUGUACAUUUCACACCAAAAUCUUCUUUGUGCUUAUACAGAGGCCGAGGAAAAGUCCAGUGUGGCACUAGGGUUGCCACCUUUUCUGGAAAAAAAUUCCAGCCUUCCUAUUUAUUUAUCUUUUAACCCUAUUAAUAACAUUGGGAUCAACCAUCAUUUUUACCGGCCAGGCAGGUAAAAUACCGGCCAGUUGGAAACCCUAUGUGGCACUAAUCUUAAAAUCACAGUAUACACCCCUUUUCAACAUAAGUUCAAUGAAUGGGCCUUGUGCAGAACAUACUUUUUGCUUAUUGUUUUAAUUAAGAAUUAGGUAGGUUUUGUUAUUACUGACACUAUACAAGAAUAUGAAGCCAGUAGCACUUCCUGUCACUUCCUGCAGAGAAUGAGAGGAUUUAAUAAUAGCAAAAUAAUAGGCAGAAUGCAAUUCCUAUUUAUUGUGCUAAACUUAACUGCAGAUUUAAGUAACUUAUCCAUUUGAUUAGCUCCUUUUGAGCUGCCUGCCAUUAUAAUUGUCAAGUGAUCAUUCCUCAUUCAAUGCAUAAGCCUUUUGGGAAUGGAUUAACUAACUGCAUGAAGGUGAUGUAGGUAAAGACAAAGUAUGUAAACAACUACAAGAAUAUAGGGGAAAAAAAGUUCUUGCUAAUCUUGCUAUAAUAGCAUAUUUUAAUCUGACGAUUAUAUAUAUAUAUAUAUAUAUACAUGCAUUGCAAACUUUAUGUUUUGAAUAAAUGAGUCAAAAAGUG
Messenger RNA from Xenopus laevis (African clawed frog), 3696 nucleotides. It is a transcript of the gene cnksr1.S, whose product is annotated as connector enhancer of kinase suppressor of Ras 1 S homeolog. Lineage: Eukaryota; Metazoa; Chordata; Amphibia; Anura; Pipidae. The record is from RefSeq and is a predicted model, not a curated record. The coding region runs from base 49 to 2619 and encodes 856 amino acids. The transcript is spliced from 21 exons.